Messenger RNA from Cydia splendana, 6293 nucleotides. RefSeq names its product polyadenylate-binding protein-interacting protein 1 (gene Paip1). Gene Ontology annotation, molecular function: protein binding; translation activator activity; RNA binding. Bases 206 to 1420 code for a protein of 404 amino acids. Gene Ontology annotation, biological process: regulation of translational initiation. NCBI's taxonomy places the organism in Eukaryota, Metazoa, Arthropoda, Insecta, Lepidoptera, Tortricidae. The transcript is spliced from 8 exons. The record is from RefSeq and is a predicted model, not a curated record.
AUAUCUUCCGUCCCGCUCGCACAAAUAACAUGGAGGAUCGCUGUAGAAACUGACUUGAGCGUAUUUGCCUUUGUUUACGUGUUGAAUUAAUGAAAGCAGAAAACUGUGGAUAUAACAAGUGCAAAAAGAAACAUCCUUCUUUGGGUUAUGAGAUUUCUACAAAGACAUUCUUACAGAGUUACUGCGGAAGACUAAAAUUUGUGAAAUGAAUAACGGAGACAUCGGGGGGUCCAGAGGAAGAGGCCGCGGUUGGCAGCAGCCAGAAAACCAGCCGCGGGAGCUUCGGCGCCCGAAGAACGUCGUCGAGGAUGCUAAAGUGGAGGCACCCAAGUCGAACCUGUCCGCGGAGGCGAAGGAAUGGUACCCACCGAACUACACCCCGCAGACAUAUGCUGCCGACCCAGCCCCCUAUCGACCCCAGAGGUUCUCCGUGCAGGACCGCCUGCGGCAGGCGCAGGAUCAGAACCCGUACAACUUUGACAACAUGAACUACUCGCUUGAGGAGGCUGAGAACAUGGACUUGAGGGAGAACAUCGGCAACCUGAUAACCGUGAUGUGCGAGAUAACCUUCGACCCGGGCAAGUUCGACACCCUGUGCGGACCGUUGGUUGACUCGUUCGCCUCCAUGCUGCACGAGCGCAGUUAUACGAGGGCGCUCAUCGACGCCAUCGUCAACCAGUCGAUCGGGGAGCCCAACUUCCGCUACAACGGCGCCCGUCUCUGCUCCAUGUACGACUCCCUCGCCCCGCCGGAGGAGUCCACCUUCCGGGCCUGUCUGCUCGAGCGCUGCUCCGCCGACGAGAACAAGAUCAUCACCGGCCUCGAGGGCUCCGAGGAGAACGUGCGCGGCUUCGCCAUGUUCCUGGCCGAGAUCUACACCCAGCUAGAGGACAGCCAGGGCGGACGGAUCCGGUCGCUCGGCGAGAGCCUGUGCAAGGUGCUCUUGCACCUCCUCGACACCGACAACGAGCCCAACAUCAAGUCCGUGUGCCAGCUGCUCAAGCUUUCGGGUAUAGCCCUGGACGCGGACUGUCCGGGCGGCAUGCACGCCAUGUUCGAGCGGCUCAAGCGCCGGGCCUCUCUGCCCGCCGUGCGCGCUGUACUGGCGCUCCGCCAGGGCCGCUGGGGGCUCACCGAGCCCAAUAGAGGUCGUUUAGGUACAGUGACGAACGGCGACGGUCCCGGCGCGGGCGACGGCGGGGGAGGGCCGGCGGUGGGGGGAGGGUUCCUGGCGGAUGGGCACUCGCUCACGGCCGAGGAGUGCGCCUUCCUGCAGAGCAACCUGCCGCCCAAGUCCGCCGCGCUCGAGGAGGACAUACUUGAGGAACUGGAGAACGACGCCUGGGACACCGGCAUGGACGCCGAGAUGCAGGCCGGCUUCCUCGAGUUCCUCAAGAUGUCCAACCAGAUCAACCGAUAACCGAGGUCCGGUGGGCGAACUAAAAAAAAUAUAAAACACAAAACUACUUAUAAAAAGAUUUAUCCCUAGAGCGACCAAGUUUGUAAUCACUCUAGAAGUUGGGAAGGAUUCUUCAAUGUUUUGCCUUACAUUGCGAGGAUAUGUUUAGACCUUAGACUACCUUAGAGCAUUUAGUAACUGGAGACGUCAUGGCUGUCAUUUUCUGUAUGAAACACUCUGCCAAUUUUUGCGGGGGAGGGGACGUCAAAUGUAUUGAUGACAAAUAGCCAUGUCAGUCCAUACAAAAAUUUGCACAAUUGUGCAAGUUUUUCGGCAGAGGGUUAAGCUCUUAAAGGCGACUCCAGUUAUUAAAUGCUCUAAGGUAAAGUCCGUGGGCGACAGUAAUUGCUUACCAUCAGGCGAUUUGUAUGCUCGUUUGCCUCCUAUAUCAUAAAAAAAUUGGGUGUUUCAUACAUUUAGGCUUAAUGAUGUGGAUGUUAUGAAUUAUGAACCGAACCAGACAUUUUUUUUGCAUUUUCGGCCCCACAGUAAAAAUUGUUUAGUUUGACAUACAUAUUUACGUCGUAAAAUAAGGCAAACUGUGGACGUAUCCUGUAUAGACUAUUAAUCUCGCCUGUGUCAUCACUGCAGCUUAGUUACUCAACGAAUCGAAACUCGAAACUGAUUAUACAAAUCAGAUCGAUAAAGCCAGAAACAUCGUAGUCCAAUCCAUCUUUGGACCGACUCGGCAAACGAUAAUGUGAAGGUGCCACCAUAAACGUGAAAUCCUAGGAAAAUAUUGAAUAGAUGUUAUGUUUAUAGUAGCAUUUACAUACUGUCAGUGCAGUGUUAAAGUAAGAACGCUAAGCACGAAAAUUUACGUACAUUGACCCCGCCUGUUCCUAUCUAACGCGUGUAAUUAUUUUGCUUUCCCGCCCAUGAUGCCGGCGGUCAAUGCCACUUUGUGAGCCGGACAGCAAUAAAUUUAUGCGCGUGCGAUAGAGAUAGGAACAGGCGGGUCAAUGUACCAAAUUAUUCGUGCUUAGCGUCCUUACUUUAGCUUAGAAGGACUACUUGGAGGGCCCUACGUACCCUCUAGCUUAGUGUUUUAUGCGCCAUCUAUAUCUUUAAGAUUAACACUUGAGGAACUUGAAAGAAGUUUUAUUCCCGCGCCGCUAGAUGGCGCCUUUUAGAGUGGUUAGACAAUUGGACAUUAUUUAAGAGCUUUUUAAUUUUAAACAUCGUGCUUUUUUUCUUGAAUAGCAUAAUAGGAUUGUCGAUACAGUACACACGUUAUACAUGUUGACGGACUUACUGUGGGAUUUACGUGUAAAUAUAAGUAUCUAUUGAAUAUUGAGAAAUUGAUAAUGACAUAAAAUAUCUUUAAUCCACCCGGCGUUUGGUUUUUUCCAAAGAAUUGAUUGUACGAGAUGUGUGAAGUCUUUAGAUAAAUAUUCCGACUUUGACAAUAGAUGGCGCUGUACGGCUGUAACUCUGGCUGUCAAAAGUUGACGUUUGACAAUUCAGUUACCACUGAACAUGGUGGUAAAGCCAUCUGCCGUCGCGGGCACGGUUAUUCUUAAUCUCUACAAUCAAUAACUUUGGUUUUGUCUAUAUUUAUACGUAAACAUGUGGAAUAUUGGCGAUUAUUAUGAAUUCCUUGGAUUAAAUGUAAACAAGUUAUUAUGAAUAUAUUUGUUCUAGAAUAACACUGCGGCACACGCUACGUACGUAUGCGACUUUUAUUUUAACCUUUUCACAUUCUCCAUAUCUAUAUAUAAAUGCCAGGUAUACCCCUACUUGAGGCCAAAACCAUUGGGAUAGAUAACAAGAUCAUCUAUACAAUAUUUUUGUUACUUAAACCACAGCGAUGUCUAUGAUUUACUUUGAAAUGACAGAUGUAGUGCGUAAUUGUUUUCCAUCGUACUUUCUCGGAAACGUUCGUAUUUGUCACGUUACUUCAGUCAACCUCAGUACUAUUUGUACCGAGACUGAUUGAAAUAGCAAGACACGUUCGUACGUUUCCGUGGAAAUACGACGGAAAAGAAUUAUGCACUACAUCUGUAAGCAUGAAAGUUAUUUUAACUCCUGAGACUAAAUGUACAUUACAAUGUACAUAAUCGUGCAAUCUAAUUUGAACCAAAUAAAGUAGCAUUCUUUUGUUUCAUUGCUUUUUAAAACAAACGAAAUCCGUAUAACACUUUAAACUCUCGCGUUUUGUACACAUAUUUAAUUACACAAACGGCCUUUCCGUGACCAUGCACAGCUGAUGCUGCCACUCAGCUGAAACGUCGGAAUUAAAUGUAAAAACAAUGAAAUUAUAUCACGGUAGACCCGUUUGUGUAAUUAAAUAAACGAAAUCCGUUCCAAUUUCCUUAUAGAAUAAGGUUCAAAUUAAAAAUAUGAAAACUUUAUGCUGGGUCUUACGUUAAAGCCUUUAAAUUUCGUAACUGAUGUCGUGCGCCGCAGUGGGCACAUUCAUCAGCCUUACAUUUGAUCUUGUUUACAUUUCGUCACAUUAAGUUAGUGAUCUCAUCCAUUUAUCCUGCCUCGCUCGACGUUUGCCUCGCCCGUCUAUAGCGAUACAGAGGGGCCGAGGCAAACGCCAGACGUUUGAAAUUGCCGUGAAUCGCUGAAUAAUUAACUUUUUCGUUGGUACAGUCGCGAGUCGUCUACACUUCUAACUGGCCAAUUGUAAACCUUAUAUUGCAUUUAAAUCCCGUUAUCAAUGUAGCAAUGCAUGGAAAAUCAGGAUUGGCAAAAGUACCCUACCUUCACCGUUGAUGCCCAACUUCGCCCAUGUAAAAUAUUAAAAUAAUAAUUUAUGCAAGAAAUAAAUAUUCAAAUCAAUUCACGAUAAAAAGAGCUGUGGAAAUAUAAAGUAAAAAAAUAAAAAUUCUGAAAUAAGCUACUUUCUCCACCCGUCCCCAACUUCGCCUCAUCAUGUUUUCAUAAUGAAAAUUAUGCUAAAACUUUUUUAAAUCCUAAAUCUUGAAUACGCCCAUGUAUACAAAUAUACAAUUUAAAGUGAAAUUAUGAUUGAAUGCUAGUUAAGGCGAAGUUGUCUACUUAAAGCGAAUCUAAGGUAUUUUUGCCAAUCCUUAUUUUCAAUGCAACAUUGAUACCGGGGUUUGAUUGUAUUGUAGCACGGGCAGGUUUCCGUAACUCUACGACUGGCGCCUAUUUUGAGCGAUUGUAAACUUUAUUGCGAGGUCACAAGGUACACAGCUGGUCAGUUAAGAGUAUUGCUGUUAUACUUACGUCAAACUCUCGUUGCACGCGCAUACGUAGUGUGCUCUCUGUCACACCUACCUGCGGCGGGCGGCGUCCUGUCACAUUUUUAAUUGCUUCGCGUGCAGCGAGUAUUUAACGCAACUAUAGUACAUAUUACAUUCAAAGGCUGAUUGCCCGUGUUUUAACCAUAGACAGAUAGCUGUAUAUUUGUAGGUGGUUUUGAAGCGCGCGAACUAGAUGAUGCAAACGCCGUUGUUUUUUUUAUUCGAUAAAUGAAUAAAAAAUUAGCUCUGGGUUGUCAAACGACAACGGCCCUUGACAGCCUAGCUACCGCAUAUUGUGUGGGGCAGUAUAGCGCCAUCUACUUGAGCUGUCAAUAUCUUAUUCAACUACUUUACAAGUUUUAGUAACUUUGUCUAAGUUUUUUAUUGGUAACUGGAUUAUCCGAUGUAAAAGCAGAAUGUACGGUGCCUUGCAGCGCCAUCUAGUUAGCUUCAAAACCAUUUCCAUGAUUUUUAUAGUUUCUCUCUGUGUCUUAAUCAUCUGUCUAUGUUUUAACUGAUUGUUUAUAAAUUAUUAUGUACUUUUUUUUCUAUAAUUCAAUGCAUUAUUUUAUUGAUUGUAUGUCGCCGAAUGAACAAUUGUUUCGAAUAGAAUGUUGGGGUUUGGGUUGUGUGAGCCUUUAGCGCAAUUAUCGUAUUUUCUAAUGAAAUUAUAUAGUCUUGUUCAUUAAUAUGUGUGCAUAAAGGUUUUACAAUAUUUACGACUGAUGCAUUGAGAAUGGAAUAUUCAAAUAUUCGUGACCACCUUAUGUCUGCUAAAUAUCUGUCAUAUGAGUUUGUCUCUUUCUUUCCUUUAGAGAGUGUGAGGGAGAUGAUACCGUUUGUGCCCCAAACAAAUAUUUCAAACCAAUAAUGCACACGUAUUUAUAAAUUCGACUGUAUUUGCCUUGUCUCUAUGCAAAAUGUUAAAAAAUUUACGAAAUUUGUGACGUGAGUCUAGGGCCGCCAUACUUGUUUUUUUUUAUAACUUGAUAUUUGAGUGCUGUGUCAGCUGUGUGAUCGUCUGAGCAAAUAGACUUGAUAUCUUUGACAUGCUUCCGCCAUAAGUGCUGCUAAAGUGACCACAUACCAUAGAUAACAGAAUAGGUCAUUUUUAGGAAUCUUUUCCUGUAAAAAAAAUGUUUUAAAUAAGUGCAAAAAAUACAUUUAUAUACAUAUUGUGUAUAUUGAGACAUGUAAUACGAUAAUAGUGCGUCACGCUCGCAAAGGCACGAGUAUAAAGUGCGACACGCACACGCAUUCACUGCCAUCACGACCUACGCGUGUAGCCGAUACGUAUUAUUUCCGCUUUGUAGCGAAGAGCGCUACCGAACAGCACCCGCCAAGCGCCUCACCGGCAGUGAAUGUGUUAAUACAAAUACUUAAAGUGGUGACAUAGCUUAAAAAGCUCUAUUCUGUUAUCUAUAGCCAUAUACCCACUGAGCUGUUAGAUUGCAAUAAUAUUGAACUCCAGUUUUUGAAUAUUUAUUCAGUGCGGGAUUUAUUUACUUGCAAUUAGGAGAAUGUUUAUAAUAUUCCAUUGUAUUUUUGUUGCAGUGAUAUUAUGAAUGUUAUAAGAAUAAAUGGAUAUUUUAAUAAAAGUCAUUUCAAUAAAACAA